Molecule: messenger RNA, 3544 nt
Organism: Nomascus leucogenys (northern white-cheeked gibbon)
Lineage: Eukaryota; Metazoa; Chordata; Mammalia; Primates; Hylobatidae
Gene: ALOX12
Product: arachidonate 12-lipoxygenase, 12S type
Biological process (GO): linoleic acid metabolic process; lipid oxidation
Cellular component (GO): cytosol; sarcolemma
Molecular function (GO): arachidonate 12(S)-lipoxygenase activity; iron ion binding; protein binding
Source: RefSeq, a predicted model, not a curated record
UUUGAGGACUGGCUCAAGAAAGCAGAUUUACCUUACACUGGCCUAGCCCAGGCCACCAGAUACAUCCACGGAGAGCUAAAUGCAUAUAACCACUUGGAUCAAGAUCCAGACAGGGACCCGUGCAGCAGGCUUCAUCUGACUGAUUCCUGGACGGGAGAGAAAGCCUGAGCUCCGAAUCAUCCUUCAAUGUUUACAAAGGCCCUAAAUAGCAGUGGGCUAAUUGCUGUUCCUGGAUUUCCAGGAGACCUGAGACCCAUGAAGGAGCAGGAAACAGCCUGGGGGUAAAAAAUUAACCUGGAACCUACUGGAGCGGAAGGGGCUGCACUCACCUGGAAAGGACAAAGUUCGUGGGAAUUGCCCAUGUAGGCCAGGUCCCUAAGCAAUUCCAUCCCACACCCUAACACCCCGACUGGUGUUCCUGGGUCCCUAACAUUGUCUGUACCCGCUAUGGAGGUUGGACAAAAUGAGUUUUUCACUGCCCUGCCUCAGGCCUCGCUCAAAGGUCUGGCCCAUGAUAUUUGGUGUACAUUGGGACCCCAGCGCCCACAUAUUUGAAACGGGGUGGGGGGCAGGUGUUGAGCUGCUACAUUUCCAGGUUCUAGGUAGCCUGGGGAACCCCUGGUCGUUGAUGGAAGCACAGCGUUCAAGGGCUCAGGUACUGGAGGACACAUGGGCCGCGCCAGGUCUAGCUGCGGGACAUCCCCAGACCCCAGCACAGCCUCCCAGGCCGACCUUCCAGAAGCCGGCCCACUGCCUUCCCCGGGUCCCAGCCCAGAAAAGCGGAGACUUUCUCCUCCGUUUGGAAGAUGGACUCAUCGCCUACUUCCUCCUAGCUCCCCAGAAGACCUGGAGACCUCGGGAAGUGUCUUCAUCCACGUUCGCUCCAACCCGGGGGCUCAGGCCCACCUCGAUCCCACCUUCCCGGGAGGUCCAGGAAGGCCCCGCCGCACCCACCCCGUUGGCCUCACCCUGGCUCGGGCCCCUUUAUCAUCCUGCAGCUACGCUCCAACCAGGAGGCACAGCCAGUCCCGGCAGGCGGCUCUACCGCUCUGCUCGCAGGUUUGGGCUAGUCUGGGGCGGGGACUUGGGAGCGCCUAAAACUUGCGAGGAGGGCGGGGCCGUAGACACGUCCUUUAAAGGUUGGAACUGGCCCCGAGGCGCCGGCAGCCCUGGGCGGUCCCGGGAAUCGCGCAGGACCCGGCUACCCUCGCCUAAGCUGCUGGGGGGCGCCAUGGGCCGCUACCAUAUCCGCGUGGCCACCGGGGCCUGGCUCUUCUCCGGGUCGUACAACCGUGUGCAGCUUUGGCUGGUCGGGGCGCGCGGGGAGGCGGAGCUGGAGCUGCAGCUGCGGCCUGCGCGGGGCGAGGAGGAGGAGUUUGAUCAUGACGUUGCAGAGGACUUGGGGCUCCUGCAGUUCGUGAGGCUGCGCAAACACCACUGGCUGGUGGAGGACGCGUGGUUCUGCGACCGCAUCACGGUGCAGGGCCCUGGAGCCUGCGUGGAGGCGGCCUUCCCGUGCUACCGCUGGGUGCAGGGCGAGGACAUCCUGAGCCUGCCCGAGGGCACCGCCCGCCUGCCAGGAGACAAUGCCUUGGACGUGUUCCAGAAGCAUCGAGAGAAGGAACUGAAAGACAGACAGCAGAUCUACUGCUGGGCCACCUGGAAGGAAGGGUUACCCCUGACCAUCGCUGCAGACUGUAAGGAUGAUCUACCUCCAAAUAUGAGAUUCCAUGAGGAGAAGAGGCUGGACUUUGAAUGGACACUGAAGGCAGGGGCUCUGGAGAUGGCCCUCAAACGUGUUUACACCCUCCUGAGCUCCUGGAACUGCCUAGAAGACUUUGAUCAGAUCUUCUGGGGCCAGAAGAGUGCCCUGGCUGAGAAGGUUCACCAGUGCUGGCAGGAUGAUGAGGUGUUCGGCUACCAGUUCCUCAAUGGUGUCAACCCCAUGCUGUUGAGACGCUCGACCUCUCUGCCCUCCAGGCUAGUGCUGCCUUCGGGGAUGGAAGAGCUUCAGGCUCAACUGGAGAAAGAACUUCAGAAUGGUUCCCUGUUUGAAGCUGACUUCAUCCUUCUGGAUGGAAUUCCAGCCAACGUGAUCCGAGGAGAGAAGCAGUACCUGGCUGCCCCCCUCGUCAUGCUGAAGAUGGAGCCCAGUGGGAAGCUGCUGCCCAUGGUCAUCCAGAUUCAGCCUCCCAACCCCAGCUCUCCAACCCCAACACUGUUCCUGCCCUCAGACCCCCCACUUGCCUGGCUCCUGGCAAAGUCCUGGGUCCGAAAUUCAGAUUUCCAACUGCACGAGCUCCAGUAUCACUUGCUGAACACUCAUCUGGUGGCUGAGGUCAUCGCUGUCGCCACCAUGCGGUGCCUCCCAGGACUGCACCCCAUCUUCAAGUUCCUGAUCCCCCAUAUCCGCUACACCAUGGAAAUCAACACCCGGGCCCGGACCCAACUCAUCUCAGAUGGAGGAAUUUUUGAUAAGGCAGUGAGCACAGGUGGAGGGGGCCAUGUGCAGUUGCUCCGUCGGGCGGCGGCUCAGCUGACCUACUGCUCCCUCUGUCCUCCUGACGACCUGGCUGACCGGGGCCUGCUGGAACUCCCAGGUGCUCUCUAUGCCCGUGAUGCCUUACGGCUCUGGGAGAUCAUUGCCAGGUAUGUGGAGGGGAUCGUCCACCUCUUCUACCAAAGGGAUGACGUAGUGAAGGGGGACCCUGAGCUGCAGGCCUGGUGUCGGGAGAUCACGGAGGUGGGGCUGUGCCAGGCCCAGGACCGAGGUUUCCCUGUCUCCUUCCAGUCCCAGAGUCAACUCUGCCAUUUCCUCACCAUGUGCGUCUUCACAUGCACUGCCCAGCAUGCCGCCAUCAACCAGGGCCAGCUGGACUGGUAUGCCUGGGUCCCUAAUGCCCCAUGCACAAUGCGGAUGCCCCCACCCACCACCAAGGAAGAUGUGACGAUGGCCACAGUGAUGGGGUCCCUACCUGAUGUCCGGCAGGCCUGUCUUCAAAUGGCCAUCUCAUGGCAUCUGAGUCGCCGCCAGCCGGACAUGGUGCCUCUGGGGCAUCACAAAGAAAAAUAUUUCUCAGGCCCCAAGCCCAAAGUUGUGCUAAACCAAUUCCGAACAGAUUUGGAAAAGCUGGAAAAGGAGAUUACAGCCCGGAAUGAGCAACUUGACUGGCCCUAUGAAUAUCUGAAGCCCAGCUGCAUAGAGAACAGUGUCACCAUCUGAGCCCUAGAGUGACUCUACCUGCAAGAUUUCACAUCAGCUUUAGGACUGACAUUUCUAUCUUGAAUUUCAUGCUUUCCUAAAGCCUCUGCUGCUAAGGCUCUAUUUUCUCCCCCAGUUAAACCCCCUACAUUAGUAUCCCACUAGCCCAGGGGAGCAGUAAACUUUCUCUGCAAAGACUAGGUCCUUUUUUACCCUUUGCAGGCCACAUAGUCACUGUCUCGACUACUCAGCUCUCCUGCUGCAGCAUGAAGGCAGCCAUAGACAACAUGGAAAUGAGGGUGACUAUGUUCCAAUAAAACUUUAUGGACACUGAGAUAUGAA